CAGAGGAGAGCUGUGUGACCGGAAGUGUGUCAAUCAGUCAGUCAGGUGAUGUUUGUAAGCCCGAACUAAAGCGUUUCUGUUUUGCAGCGAUUCGGGAUAUUAAAACAACCUGUUUCAUUCUGUCCUAGAAGAGGAUCUGUCCAUUCUCACCGUUGGCUUAUCUUUUGACAUUUGGAAUUUUAUCCACGGAUCGUCCUACUUUGGGACAAAUCAAUCACCUACAUCGUUCUUUACUUUUAUUGCCUGUCUGAGGUUGUGUCACCUCUCCCUGUCAUUUUGAAGCCAUGUCUCAGAAGUUGACGCCGGAAAGUGCUCAAAAAGGCUUUGCCGUAGGCCGGGGGCUCUUGGCCGCUGCUGAGACUCUGAACUUUAGCAUGAAUGAGUCUCGGCAAGAUCCCUAUGGUUCCUCGUCCCAGCAGCAUGGAGGGUUGAUUGGAUUGGGUGGCGUAGAGAGCCAGGAUUCCCAACUGGCCACCCGUCGUGUCGGCAACCAUCUUGGCAAUACCAUGAAGCUUUUUGCUAGCCUUGGUCUCUCUCCCAAUGACUUGGACGCGCUGGCCCAAGUGCCUGAGGAGAACAUCAGUGUAGAAACACUACCACAUCUUAUCAUGCAGCUAAAGAACCGAAAGGCUGAAGCCAGUCGUCAUCUGUCCAGUGACCUGCUAUCUCAGUCACUCUCCCCAGACCCCUCAUACAGAGGAGGUCGAGACAAGUGGGGAGAUAUGCAAGGAGGACGCCUGGACCGUUCCACAGCUUCUACAAGUCAGGGCCGCACUUCUCAGUCUGAUUUUGGCUACAGUUCUACUCAAGAUUUAUCCUCUCGCAGCUAUGAUAUGCUUGAUUACGGGAGCAGUGGCAGCAGUCGGGAUCGCCAGUAUUCUGAGCUUUCCAGUGACCGCUAUCGUGGCUUAGGCACGACCUCAUCUUCAGCGUCUGAUGAUCUCUUUAUGCAGCGAAGGAUGGGAUACCCAUCUCAGGGCAAAAUUCAGGAUUUCUUGGGGGUUAUGCCACACAUGUUUCCCCAUGUGUGCUCCCUUUGUGACUUUGAUGUGCAUUCUUCCAUGGAAUGGACUCAGCACACAACUGGGAUGCGGCACGCAGAAAACCGGAGGGUCCUUCUACAAUUGUAUCCAGAUUGGGAUCCUCAGAUGCCCUCUGGCCGAAUGUCAGACACUCUCUCUUUGAGCUCAAAGAACCGAUCAGAUGGACUACUUGGUGUCGCUCCAUCUUCUAUGAGGCAACGGUCAAGCAUGGGUUCAAACUGGGGAUCUCCUUCUAGCAUGAGUUUGUCAAACAAAUCAUCAUAUUCUUCGACACCAAAGAUCCGAAGCAGGGUAGUGGUGGUAAAAUAUGAUGAGAAGCCAAAGUUAUCUGCCCUGUUUGCGUUAGCCAGUCGUUUUGGUGCCAUUCGUGAACACCUCGUACUCAAGAAUAAGGCCUUUCUGGAGCUGGCAACACAUGAGGAAGCACUUGCAAUGACUAAUCACUAUCAGAAUAAGCCUGCAACUUUGCAUGGGAGAGACGUGAAGAUUUACUUGUCCAAGGAUCUGCUGGUGAUUGAGAAAAAUGACAGACCAGAUAGAGACAACAGAAACCGCGAUAGCGGCCCAGUGGUGUUCUUUUCCAAUUUGCCAAGAGAGACUGAGAAGAAAGCGGAGCUGCUUACGGUAGCCCGCAGAUUUGGCACCGUUGUGAACCAUCUUUUUUUGAAUGAUCAGGCAUUUGUGCAAAUGGGCAACUCUGAGGAUGCAGAGAUGUUAGUGAAGUAUUACACGAUCCAUCCACUGACCAUUAGUCGUAGGACCAUCCAUAUGAACAUCUGUACCAAGUACAAGACUUUAACGGUUGUACCUGGAAAAGGAGAACAGUUAAAAGAGGAGCUGGAAGAACCUGGUCAGAAGAACAGCAGCAGCAGUAGAACAAGUUCAAAAAGCUCCUCCAAACCUCAGAGAAGCUCAAAUUCCCGACCAAAAGAGAGCUCAUCCGAGAAAGCACAAGAAUCAAAGUCUAAGGAGGGGGAAGUGGAGGUCCCAUCUGAUGCAGGCUCUGGUGAUGAAGUCCAAGGUGUUGUGGAAGCCCAUGAUGAAGAGGAAAAGGCCCUUGAUGAAGAUCUGGUGACGGAGGACUCUGUGGCCGCACAGGCAGAUCAGGAAGCUGCCAUGGAGUUUGAGGAUUCAGCUAUGGAACCAGAAGUAGAAGAGGAGGAGGAGGAGGAAAAUGCACAUGAUGGUGAGGACACAGAGACUCCAGAAGAGGAAGCAUUUGAACAGAAGCAUCAAACCGAGCAACCAGUUGAGCAUGCGGAAGAUCAGGAGCAGGAGGACAAUGCAGAACCUAAAGAAACAGACGGACAGGAUGAUGUAGAGCAGGACGAGGGCGCUGCAGACGAUUCUCUGGAGCAGGAGGUACUUGAAGAAUCUGAUUUCCCUGAAGACUUCGAUGAAUUUGUCACACUUGAUGAGCUGGCAGAGGAGGACGAGUCUGAACUUCAUGACUCGAGAUCUAGAGAAAGACCUUCUGCAGGUAGAUCCAGGGACAGUGGAGGCUUGAGAGUUGUCAAUGUGGUUGGAUUUAAACGUGGCUAUGGUUAUCUGGAUGAGAUUCUGUCUCUGGCAAAGCCUUUUGGGAAAGUGGUACGGCACUUGGUUCUACAUUCCAGGCCUGAGGCAUUCCUGGAAUUUAGCAGUGAACAAGAAGCCAGGUCAAUGGUCCGUUUUUACAACGGAAAUGUCAUUCCAUCCGUGUGUGGUAAAACAGUUAAAAUUUACCAUUCGAUGACCUACGCUACCAUCCAGAGUGGCAAAGUCGUCUACAUUGGUCACAUCCCCCCGUUUAAAUCAUCAGACGCUUCAUUUCUGAAAAUUGCAGAGCCGUUUGGAAAAGUCAGACGUUAUUAUCUAAAUCGGUCACGCUGUGAGUGUUUCAUUGAAAUGGAGAGGGGUGAGGAUGCAGAGAGAUUUGUGGAGUCUGCUCGGCUAAACCCACUCAAAUUCGAAGGCAAACGCUUGCUCGUCUACAUCAGCAGAAAGUACAAACAACUCAAACAUGGACACAGACCCCCAACCUCAGAAGACAAACGGCCAGCAAAGAGGGAGCACUCUGAAGAGAGAGAGGAAAUCCAGAGCAGCUCUACAGCAAAAACCACCACUGUGAUAGAAGAGGAACCCCCAUCAAAAAAAGCUAAAGAGGAGACGCCUAGCGAGGACAAAGAUCUGAAUGUACCACAGGAGGAGGAGAAAGAGGAGGAGAAGGAGGUGGAGGUCAAAGAGUCUUGUGAGAACAUAGAGGAAGUCAACAACGAGCACACAGAAGAGCACAACACAGAUGCAACAGAAUCUCAGAAUGAGGAGCUCCAAACAGUGAAGGAUGAGAGUGACAUUGAUGGUCCUCCUACUGAGUUUUCAUCUGUUGAUAUAUCUGAGAAGAGCCAAGAGCCGACUGAAACCUCCACACCUGAAACUGAGUCGGUCAAAAAGCCUGAAACCACUACAGACACUCUUGGUCCAUAUGAGCCAAAUGUCCCCGUGGGUGUGGAGUUUGUGAGAAUGGGCUACUACUGUAGACUGUGCUUCCUUUUUUACUCCAAUGAAGACACUGCCAAAAAGGUUCACUGCGGUAGCCAGGCACACUACGAGAAACUCAAGAAACACCUGGAAAAGAAGAAGAAUAAAGCACAGAAUAAUCGUGAGAAAAACUGAAUAUGGAGGAGUGUCGUUUGUCCUGUACAGUAUAUGGGUGUGCAUGAGCAUUAGUUUGAUAAGUCUCUCCUUUUGGAUUGAUUUUAGAAUCAUGUUUAGGUUCAUUCUUUAAUUUACUCAUUUACUAUUUUUCUUAUCCGUGUAUCAGAAAAGUUGCCCUAUUAGUAGAACAGAGCCCUUUUUUUUUUUGCUUGUUGUG
Messenger RNA from Tachysurus vachellii, 3897 nucleotides. RefSeq names its product matrin 3-like 1.2 (gene matr3l1.2). Gene Ontology annotation, molecular function: zinc ion binding; RNA binding. Gene Ontology annotation, cellular component: nucleus. NCBI's taxonomy places the organism in Eukaryota, Metazoa, Chordata, Actinopteri, Siluriformes, Bagridae. The record is from RefSeq and is a predicted model, not a curated record. The transcript is spliced from 21 exons. Bases 285 to 3698 code for a protein of 1137 amino acids.